UUGAGGCAGAUUGAGUUUGCAAUAAUGCAAUAAUAUCUCUCUCUUAGCGCCUACUCUUUCUUUGUUCUACAUAUAUUCUUUCACCAAAUGUCUAUAUCCUUUUCAUCAUCAGCUGCGAAAUCUCCUUCUUUGUUUUCCACCAUGCUGCUCCUAAUUGGGCUGCUCAUUUCCAUUAGCCUAGUGAAAACUGACGCCCAAAUUGGUGUGUGUUAUGGAGGGCUUGGAGAUAGGUUGCCAUCUGCAGGAGAAGUUGUAGCUCUCUACAAGCAAUACGACAUCAGGAGAAUGAGAAUCUACUACCCAAACCAAGAUGCUUUACGAGCCCUUCGAGGCUCCAACAUCGAGCUCGUGCUUGAUCUUCCCAAAGAGAACGUCCAAAGCAUUGCCUCCAGCCAAGCCAAUGCCAAUGCUUGGAUCCGAAACAACGUCAGAAACUUUGGCAAUGUCAGGUUCAGAUACAUUGUGGUGGGAAACGAAGUGCAUCCCUGGGAUCAGGCUGCCCAGUUCCUCGUUCCUGCCAUGCAAAACAUCCAAAAUGCUAUUAACUCUGCUGGUCUUGGGAACCAAAUCAAGGUUUCCACUGCCAUUGACACAGGGUUCCUUGGAGAAUCCUACCCUCCAUCAAGGGGGAGCUUCAAGCAGGACUACAGAGCACUUAUUGAUCCCAUAAUCCGGUUCUUGGUGAACAACAGAUCUCCAUUGCUGGUUAACUUGUACACAUAUUUUGGUUACAUUGGAAACACCAGAGACAUCAGUCUUGAUUAUGCACUUUUUAGAUCUCCUUCAGUUGUGGUGCAAGAUGGGCAAUAUGGUUACCAGAAUCUGUUUGAUGCCAUACUUGAUGCUGUUUAUUCUGCCCUUGAGAAGUCUGGAGGAGGGUCUCUGGAGGUUGUUGUUUCGGAGACCGGUUGGCCCUCAUCUGGAGGGACUGCAACUUCAAUUGAUAAUGCAAGGACUUACAACACCAACUUGGUUCAACAUGUCAAGAGAGGGACACCAAAAAGGCCAGGAAGGGCCAUUGAGACCUAUUUGUUUGCCCUGUUUGAUGAGAAUCAAAAGAGCCCGGAGUAUGAGAAGUAUUGGGGGUUAUUCUAUCCAAACAAGCAGCGAAAGUACCCAAUCAAUUUCAACCCUAACUAAGCAGCACUGUACUGUGCCUAUAAAUAAAUAUAUAGAAAUAAAGUGGAAUUAAGAUCCUCCACAUUUUAUGUAAGCAAAAAAUGGUGUUUAUGAAAUUACUUAUAAGAAAAUGUGUUGCAUUAUGCUUUAA
Molecule: messenger RNA, 1270 nt
Organism: Ziziphus jujuba (common jujube)
Lineage: Eukaryota; Viridiplantae; Streptophyta; Magnoliopsida; Rosales; Rhamnaceae
Product: glucan endo-1,3-beta-glucosidase, basic isoform
Exons: 2
Coding region: 88-1140 (350 amino acids)
Biological process (GO): carbohydrate metabolic process
Cellular component (GO): plasma membrane; cell wall
Molecular function (GO): hydrolase activity, hydrolyzing O-glycosyl compounds
Source: RefSeq, a predicted model, not a curated record